Caenorhabditis elegans is the source of this 520-nucleotide messenger RNA. It is a transcript of the gene ins-6, whose product is annotated as putative insulin-like peptide beta-type 5. The transcript has 2 exons. Lineage: Eukaryota; Metazoa; Nematoda; Chromadorea; Rhabditida; Rhabditidae. Gene Ontology annotation, molecular function: hormone activity. Bases 58 to 396 code for a protein of 112 amino acids. The record is from RefSeq and is marked reviewed. Gene Ontology annotation, cellular component: extracellular region.
UUUUGACGAGUAUCUAGCAACUCCCCGUACUCAUUUUCCGUUAUCCAUAUCAUUAUAAUGAACUCUGUCUUUACUAUCAUCUUCGUUUUGUGCGCACUCCAAGUCGCUGCAAGUUUCCGUCAAUCCUUCGGUCCUUCAAUGUCUGAAGAAUCAGCAAGCAUGCAACUUCUCCGUGAACUUCAACACAACAUGAUGGAAUCAGCUCACCGACCAAUGCCACGAGCAAGACGUGUUCCAGCACCAGGAGAAACUCGUGCCUGCGGAAGAAAACUCAUCUCUUUAGUCAUGGCUGUCUGUGGAGAUCUUUGCAACCCACAAGAAGGAAAGGACAUUGCGACUGAAUGCUGCGGAAAUCAGUGUUCUGAUGACUACAUAAGAUCUGCUUGUUGUCCAUGAAUUUUUACCUUUACUCCGAUAUCAGUCUCUGUACCAUACAAUCUCGUUUUUUUGAAUCUCGUUUCACCCGUGUCUCAUCAAAUCUGUCAUCCCAGUGGCUUGUACAAUAAACCUUGAUUGAAAU